UGGAGAAGUUCCACCUCCAGGGACCGCCACCAUGAUCUGGUCUCUUAUAGUUAGCAUGUAUGCCAUUGGGGGACUCUUUGGUGCUAUCAGUGUCAGAUACAUGUCAGGCAUGUUUGGAAGAAAAAAGGUGAUGAUCUGCAACAGCUUUGUUGCCAUUGUUGCAGCAGGAUUCAUGUUGACAAGUAAAAGGCUCAAAUCGUUUGAGAUGGUCAUUGUAGGAAGAUUUCUCAAUGGAAUCUCUUCAGGUCUGGGUGGAACCAUUCAUAUAAUGUAUCUUGGGGAAAUUUCACCCAGGAAGAUAAGAGGCUUAGUGACACUGACUUACACAACUUUUUUGUCCUUUGGUAAAGUGUCUGGACAGUUUUUUGGGUUAAGUGAAAUCCUUGGUCGUGAGGAGUUGUGGGAACUGAUCCUAUGUGUCCCUGCAGUUUUCGCUGUGCUACAAGUUCUAUUGCUGCCUUUUUUCCCAGAAGCUCCCAGAUACUUAUUCAUAGAGAAAAGUGAUGAUGUGGCGUGCAAAAAAGCUCUGCAGACUUUGUGGGGCUCAGGUGACUACAAAAUGGAGAUGGAUGAGAUGUUGGUGGAGCAGGCGGCCCUUGAAGUCGCCCCUCCAAAAAGUCUGGCGCAACUUCUGAGGAACAGGAGUGUGAGAUGGCAGCUCGUCACCAUGUCCUUUAUCUACUGCUGUAACAUGAUGUCAGGCAUGGCUGUGAUCAGCACUUUUGCCUUUGACAUCUUCUUGAACUCAGGUAUUCCAAGAGACAAGAUCCGAUACGUCACUCUGGGUCUCGGGGUGUCGGAAAUUGUCACCUCCAUCUUUUGUGGUCUGCUGAUCGAACACAUAGGGCGGAGGCCGUUGUUCUUUUGUGGUUAUGGAGUCAUGUCUGCCUCCUGGGUGUUGGUCACUGUCACUAUGAACCUAAAGGACUUCAUUUGGUGGGCUCCAUAUUGUACCAUGGCUUUGAUCAUCGUCUUCAUCAUUUUCUUUGGUGGAGGACCUGGGGGAGCUACGAACACGCUCAACACGGAGAUCUUCAUCCAGUCGGAUCGGAUGGCAUCGCUCGUCAUCAUGGGAAUCAUGCGCUGGUCACUGUUCGCCACACUGGGAAUGAUCUUCCCUUUCCUCCUCGAUGCCUUUGGUUCGUACUGCUUCGUGCUGUUUGCCUGUGUGUGCCUGCUGGGCUGCAUUUAUACCUUUUUCUUGGUGCCUGAGACUAAAGGGAAAACCCUGCUGGAGAUCUCAGAGGAGUUUCAAAGAAUCACAGUCUGUGGGAAAUCCUUUGCAGAGGAAAAGAAAGUGGAGACAAGGUUAUGA
This is a messenger RNA of Sphaeramia orbicularis (orbiculate cardinalfish), 1315 nucleotides long. It is a transcript of the gene slc2a9l1, whose product is annotated as solute carrier family 2 member 9, like 1. Gene Ontology annotation, cellular component: plasma membrane. The coding region runs from base 32 to 1315 and encodes 427 amino acids. Gene Ontology annotation, biological process: dehydroascorbic acid transport. The record is from RefSeq and is a predicted model, not a curated record. The transcript is spliced from 10 exons. Gene Ontology annotation, molecular function: D-glucose transmembrane transporter activity. NCBI's taxonomy places the organism in Eukaryota, Metazoa, Chordata, Actinopteri, Kurtiformes, Apogonidae.